Molecule: messenger RNA, 4336 nt
Organism: Mercenaria mercenaria
Lineage: Eukaryota; Metazoa; Mollusca; Bivalvia; Venerida; Veneridae
Product: ATP-binding cassette sub-family B member 10, mitochondrial-like
Exons: 13
Coding region: 255-2228 (657 amino acids)
Biological process (GO): transmembrane transport
Cellular component (GO): membrane
Molecular function (GO): ATP hydrolysis activity; ABC-type oligopeptide transporter activity; ATP binding
Source: RefSeq, a predicted model, not a curated record
AAUAUGCGGGUAACAUCACCAUAAUAUGAUGGCAUGUACAGUGAUUCAACAGUUCUAGUCAUGUUUCUUACGAAAUAACCUACAGCAGAAUUUUAUAAAACAAACUUUUGCAGAAAAAAGUGAUGCAAUGUAAAAGAUGCAUACUGACUGGCAAAACCUGUUUGCCAGGUGAUAUCAGAUAUGUGUACAUAUAGCAGCUGACAGUCUUAAAUUUUGUUCUAGAACAGAAGUAUCUCAUUUUUGAGCACAGCACAAUGUAUCCUUCACUGCUAACUCGAGGGUUACAUCGCUCCGGGAUGACAUGUUGCAGAAGUAGAAUGGUGUUCAGCAGUUUAAAAGAAGGAUUUAUUUUAAAACCUGUAGUUUGUUUAAGGGCAUCACUAUUUAAAAGAAAUUUCAUGUCCUCGAGGCCUAGACUGUCGAGAAAUGGUGAAAAAUCUAAGAAAAAUAAUGCUUCGAAAAGUGUCCCAAAAAUAUCUGAACUUAGAAGAUUAAUUAAAGCUGCUUAUCCAGAACGGUGGAAAAUAGCAGGAGCUGUUGGUUUUCUAGUGAUCUCAAGUUCUGUAACUCUAGCAGUACCGUUUUGUAUGGGAAAAGUCAUAGACAUUAUAAAUACAUCAGCAAAAGAUGGAACUAUAAUGGAGAAACUGACAUCAUUUUGUUCUGUCCUGUUGGUUAUAUUUUUGAUAGGGGGACUAGCAAAUUUCGGAAGAGUUUAUUUGAUGCAAAUAUCUGAGCAAAGAAUUGUCCUACAGAUACGAGAAAAAUUGUUUUCCUCCAUCAUGAAGCAAGAAAUUGGAUUUUUCGAUAAAAAUAAAACAGGGGAGAUAAUAAGUCGUCUAUCCUCUGAUGCCACAAUGAUAGGCAACUCUGUAACAUUUAACAUAUCAGAUGGUCUGAGAUCACUAGCUCAGGCUGGAGGGUCAAUAGGAAUGAUGUUGUAUGUAUCCCCAAAGCUUGCAAUGAUUGCCUUGGGUAUAGUACCACCUAUUGCUGUGAUGUCAAUUAUUUAUGGAAGGUAUGUCAGGAAAAUUACAAGAAAAGUACAAGAUUCCUUGGCUGGUGCUACCUCGGUUGCCGAGGAGAAGAUAAGCAAUAUCCGAACAGUGAGAUCUUUCACGAAGGAGGAUUUAGAGAUGGCGACAUACAAUAGUUCAUUACAGAAAGUUUUGAACUUGGCCUACAAACAGGCCCUGGCUGGCGCUGUUUUCUGGGGCUCUACUGGUUUAUCAGGAAAUGUGAUUGUAUUAUCUGUGUUCUAUGCUGGAGGAUAUAUGAUGAGCCAGUCUAUUUUGACCAUUGGAGAUUUGUCUGCAUUUCUGCUAUAUGCAGCAUAUGUUGGUGUAGCCAUGGGAGGCAUGACAUCAUUUUACUCUGAAUUAAUGAAAGGACUUGGUGCUUCUACAAGAAUUUGGGAAUUGACUGAUAGAACUCCACGGGUGCCUUUCUCAGGUGGUCUUGUGCCAGCAGCACCUGUUCAAGGUCAGAUAGAGUUUCGUGAUGUCAGUUUUAACUACCCAACCAGGGAAGAUGCAGUGGUUCUCUCAGGUUUGAACCUCAGCAUGCCUGCAGGUACUGUUACCGCUGUUGUGGGGUCCAGUGGCUCAGGGAAGUCCACCAUCGGUAGCCUACUUCUCAGAUUUUAUGAUCCUGAUACUGGUGCUUUAUUUUUGGAUGGGCAGGAUAUAAAGGAUAUUGACCCAGGGUGGCUGAGAAAUCAGAUUGGAGUGGUUAGUCAGGAACCAGCCUUAUUCUCAUGUUCAAUAGCAGAUAACAUUAAAUAUGGAGCCAGUGAUCCGGCCUCAGUCACCACUGAAAUGAUUGAAGAUGCUGCGCGACAGGCAAAUGCUUACAUGUUUAUAAAAAACUUCCCACAGCAAUUUGAUACACUAGUUGGAGAGAGGGGGCUAAUGUUGUCAGGAGGACAGAAACAAAGGAUAGCUUUAGCUAGAGCAAUCAUCAAGAAUCCAAGAAUUUUACUGCUUGAUGAGGCUACAAGUGCACUUGAUUCUGAGAGUGAAUACUAUGUGAAGGAAGCAUUGAACAGACUGAUGGUUGGUCGGACUGUGAUAACCAUAGCACAUAGACUAUCUACAAUCAAAACUGCUGAUCAAAUUGCAGUGCUGGACCAGGGGCGUGUUCUUGAACUUGGUACUUAUGAACAGCUCACUGCAGUUGAUGAUGGUAUUUUCAAAAAACUGGUAGAAAAGCAGACUAUAAUGUCUUGAUGUUGAGAAAGAUAAGACAAGAUAAGGGCAUUCUACAACUGCAUUUUGACUUGGAAAAUCAUUCCAUUAUUUUUAUUACUUGUGUCAAGAUUCAUUUAUGGUUGUAGUAUCAUGUUUGUUUACAUGACAGGUAGGGUGAGGUUGGAGUGAAAAACUUAAAUAUUUUUCCUACAGUCUUUCAGUUAUGUAAUGGCCAUUUAUUAACCUAACCAGCAUGCUAGAUUUUGUGUUGUUAAAUAAUUGACAACAUUCCCACUUGAGUCAGAGGUAGAAGGAUUUAGUUUAUUUAUCAAAUCAUCAUUUAGAACAGACAUCACCAGGGAAUCCAAGUCGCGACCUUUCCAUGCAUAAUUGUGUGCUGUACUUCAGAGUUGUCAUCCCUCAUAUGGGUUCUGAAACUAGGUCACCCGCUCAGAUCAAAGGAAAAGCUUGUUAACACUCUAGAGGCCAUAUUUAUGACCCUAUCUUCAUGAAACUUGGUAAGAAUGUUUAUCUUGAUGAUUCCUAGGCCAAGUUUAAAAGGUGAGCUAUAUAGGGUCAUCAUGACCCUCUUGUUUAAUCUUUAAUAUUAGUGUAUGUUAGGUUACUUUAAGAGUAAAAGAAGUAUAGAUACUUCAUUCUGCAGUAGUUAGCAGAUUUUAAUGCACUCGCCUUCCCCCCCCCCCCCCCCACACACACACUUCAAAGAAGAGAGGUUAUAUUGUUUUGCUCAUUGUCCUGCAAGUCAGUCAGUCUGUCAGUAGACCAUUUGGUGUCCGAUCAAUAACUAGAGAAUGCUUGGUCCUACAGUGGUCGUACUUCAUAGGAUAAUUGCCUUUGGUCAUUAGUUGACCUUAUAUGGGUCAUUGUGGCACAGGUCAUGGUUACAAAGACCUUGAGACUGAAAACAGUUUCCCCUCAAUAACUAUAGAAAGCUUUGGUCUACAAUCAUAGAACAUCACCUGAUGGUUGCCUGUGGUCUGUAGAUUAUUCCUAUUUUUGGGGUGAGUAGGUCACGGUCACAGUGACAUCUAGAUUGAAAAUGGUUUCUGUUAAAUAGCUAGAGAAUGCUUGGAUCAACAAGGUCAAGACUUCAUAGGAUCAUUGCCCGUUGUCAGUAGAUAACCCCUUUUCCUAUUUUUGAUCAGUAAGUCAAAGGUCAAGAUAACUGACCUAUAGACUGAAAAAGGUUUCUACUCAGUGACUAUAGAAUGCUUGGUCCUACAAUGGUCCAACUUAAUAGAAUGAUUGCCUGUGGCCAGUAGAUAACCCCUAACUUUUUGAAGUCAGUAGGUCAAAGGUCAAGGUCAGUGUUACCUCUAUACUGAAAAUGUUGUCCACUUAAUAACUCAAGAAAAUUUGUACGUACUGAUUUUUAUGCCCUUGAUAUAUAUUGUUUCGCUCAUUGUAGGUUGGUCUUUCAGUCAGUAGACCAAUUCAGUUGAUGUCCAGUCAGUAGCUAGAGAAUAUUUGGCCUCACAAUGUUCAAACUUGUGAUUCCCUGUGGCCAGUAGAUGAUCCCUAUUGUUUUGGGGCUAGUAUGGUAAAUGGUCAUGAUCACAGUGACAUUGAGACUGAAAAUGGUUUCUUUUCAAAAACCAAAGAAUGUUUUGGCCUACACUCCUCAAACUUCAUUAUGAUCGGAUGAUUACCUGUGGUUAAUACAUGAACCCUCAUGAUUUUUGGGGCAGUAGACCAAAGGUAAAGGUCAAGGUGGCCACAAGACUGAAAAUAGUUUAAUUAUUAUAGUUAAUUAUGAUCUAUGAAAAUAAUUGCCAUAAAAUUUACCUUAGAAUGAACAUAUAUAGCAUAAAUAUUCCUUGAAUAGAGAAAAUCAAAUUAUUUGUCUUUCAUUUCUACAUUUGUACAUGUAUCAGUUGCUUUCUUGUAUGACUUAUCUGUCAUUAUAGUUCAUGGGUAACGAUAAAUUUUAUUUUAGUUACAACUAAAUUAUUUAUGUGCGUUAAUUUUGCAAAAGCCAGACAUAUUUCCACAAAGCAAAAUUAACAGUUUGUACAGUUUGCAAAUUACUGCCAAAUUGUUCCUUGCAAUAUGACAACAUUUUGUUUUAUGUGUACAAAUUUAUGAUAUAGUCUUGCUGAACCAUAAAUAAAAUGGCAAGAUUUCAA